AUGUCGAGCACCUUCCUCCGCACUUGCAUUAGCCAGGCACUGCAGAUGAGAGCACCCUACUUGCUGUCCUGCCUCUUCCUCCUGAGCCUGGGGGCCUGCUUCCCUCCCAGUGAGUGGCAGGAGCUGGAAGACCCUGGGGAAGGGACCCCGCUCAAGCCCGGCUGGCAAGCGGCACCUGAGGACUCGAGUGCCUGCUGGAGGGCAGCAGCAAAGCAGAGGUGCAGCGAGGAGCUGAGCACACUGCUGGGCAUCACCAGGGAGCUGUGGGGCUAUGGCAAGGAGGGCAGAGAGCAGCGGCUGGGCAGGCGAGGGGGCUCCAAGCUGCUGCCGGUGGGAGGGGAGAAGCGCAGCGGCACGCUGGGGAACCUGGCUGAGGAGCUCAACGGCUACAACAGGAAAAAAGGGGGCUUCACCUUCCGCUUUGGGAGAUGA
Molecule: messenger RNA, 432 nt
Organism: Phalacrocorax carbo (great cormorant)
Lineage: Eukaryota; Metazoa; Chordata; Aves; Suliformes; Phalacrocoracidae
Source: RefSeq, a predicted model, not a curated record